Molecule: messenger RNA, 1869 nt
Organism: Aspergillus tubingensis
Lineage: Eukaryota; Fungi; Ascomycota; Eurotiomycetes; Eurotiales; Aspergillaceae
Product: indolepyruvate decarboxylase family protein
Exons: 2
Coding region: 1-1869 (622 amino acids)
Biological process (GO): fatty acid alpha-oxidation
Cellular component (GO): peroxisome
Molecular function (GO): thiamine pyrophosphate binding; catalytic activity; magnesium ion binding
Source: RefSeq, a predicted model, not a curated record
AUGGCCGUGGUCACCGGCGCUCAACUGAUCGCCCGAUCGCUGCGCGAUCUAGGCGUCACCGUCAUCUUCGGCAUUGUCGGCAUCCCUGUGGUCGAGAUCGCCGAAGAGGCCAUCAACCUGGGCAUUCGAUUUGUGGCUUUUCGCAAUGAGCAGGCUUGCAGCUAUGCUGCCAGUGUCUAUGGAUACAUGACAGGCCGACCGGGCGUCUGUCUAGUUGUCGGAGGGCCGGGAGUUCUCCACGCUUUGGCCGGGAUCGGGAACUCCUCCGCAAACAACUUCCCAUUGCUAGUCCUCGCCGGCUCUGCUGAGACCACUGGUGUCACCAAAGGCGCUUUCCAGGAAUUGGACGCCAUCUCCUUGCUCACUCCUCACACCAAGCUCGCUGUCCGCGCCUCCUCCCUCGACUUCAUCCCCGGCGCCGUCAAGAAUGCCUAUCGCACAUGCUGGUACGGCCGUCCAGGCCCGACCUUCGUCGACCUCCCCGCCGACAUCAUCCAAGGCAAAUCCUCCCCUGGAUACCGUCUCCCGCAGCCCGAGACCCUGCUCGUCCCCUCUCCGCCAAAGGCGAGCGGAGACCCAGCCCUGAUCCUCAAGGCAGCGCAGUUGCUCCGCACCGCUCGCUCCCCACUUCUGGUGGUAGGCAAAGGCGCCGCAUACGCGCGCGCAGAGCUCGGAAUCAACCAGCUCGUGGAUCAGACUCAGAUCCCAUUCCUACCGACACCAAUGGGCAAGGGCGUUGUACCGGACUCGCACCCCUUGAAUGCAUCCAGCGCUCGCAGCGCAGCCCUAAAGCACGCCGACGUUGUCCUGAUCCUCGGUGCCCGUCUCAACUGGAUCCUCCACUACGGCGAAGCACCCAAAUGGAAUCCGAAAGCAAAGAUCAUCCAGGUGGACAUAUGCGCCGAAGAAAUCGGCCGCAACGCCGGAACCGCCGAGCUAGGCAUCCUAGGAGACAUCGGACUGGUCGUAGACCAACUCCUCUCCUCGCUCUCUAACUGGAAAUACUCCCCUACUCCUUCCCAAUCACCAUCGUCUAAUAAACCCAACGAAACCUUCACAUCCAUCCUAACCGCCUCCGCCAACCGCAACGAACUUAAGGCCCAAACCGCCGCCCUCUGUCCCACCCCGCCAAACACCCCCCUCACCUACCAGCGCGCCUACCACAUCAUCAAAUCGACCCUCAACACCCUCUCCCCCUUCGAACAAGGCAACAUCAUCUACGUCUCCGAAGGCGCCAACACAAUGGACAUCUCCCGUUCCAUCUUCCCGCUCAACCAUCCCCGCCAACGCCUCGACGCAGGCACCUACGCCACAAUGGGCGUCGGGAUGGGGUACAUUGUCGCAGCGCAUGAAGCAUACAACGCCCUCCCAUCCACCACCUCCACCAAGCCAAAGAAAAUAGUAGCCUUCGAAGGUGACAGCGCCUUUGGCUUCAGCGCUAUGGAAAUCGAGACCCUAGCGCGGUACCGCAUCCCGGCACUCAUCUACGUGGUUAAUAACUCGGGCAUAUAUCACGGGGAUUCGGUGAGUGAGGAUGAUUGGAGGGUAUUGCAGAGUCAGACGGUGGGGAAUGAUACGAAGGCUUCUGAGAGUGGUGGUGGUGCUGGAGGGACGAAGAAGGGCCUGCGCUCGACGAGUCUGCUCUACGAAACAAGGUAUGAGAUGUUGGCGACGAUGUGUGGUGGGAAGGGGUUCUUUGUUAGGACGGAGGAGGAGUUGGAGAAGGCGACGAGGGAAGGGUUCGAGAGUGAGUGUGUGACUGUUGUCAAUGUUAUUGUUGAGCCGGGGAUUGGCAAGGAGAUUGGGUUUGCGUGGCAGGGUAAGGGGAAGGGGGAUGAUUCUAGUAGUGUAAGAGAGGCGAAAUUGUAG